This is a messenger RNA of Phanerochaete carnosa HHB-10118-sp, 1307 nucleotides long. RefSeq lists its product as uncharacterized. The transcript is spliced from 3 exons. Gene Ontology annotation, molecular function: protein binding. The coding region runs from base 127 to 1275 and encodes 382 amino acids. The record is from RefSeq and is a predicted model, not a curated record. NCBI's taxonomy places the organism in Eukaryota, Fungi, Basidiomycota, Agaricomycetes, Polyporales, Phanerochaetaceae.
GCGGACGUCGGUAUGAGCGUCUGCUUCCCUACGUCAAGACAGCGACCACCAAGCCAGUCGGCAAGUAAGCGUGGUCGUCUUUCUAGCACAUAAGCAACAGCGAGCCUUUCACAACGCUUUCAAGCCAUGUCUUCUUCCGUCAGUUCAAGUUGUUGGUCGCAGGGCGAGAGAAAAUCGGAUCUCAGCGCGGCGGACUCGGACAUCAAUGUCGAGGCAAGCUUGGGCCCUGAGCUCAUCCGCGACGAGCACAUCUGGUUUAAAGAUGGAAAUAUUAUUAUAUGCGCAGGUCCCUACCACACAGGAGAUGGCCCUAUGUACGGCUUUCGAUGCCACGCAUCCGUCUUGGCUUCCCGGUCGCCUGUAUUCAAAACCAUGCUCCAGCUCCCGAAUGCCUCGGGCAGGCAGCUGGGAGGAACGCCCUGCGUGGACUUACUAGACCAGUGGGAGGAUAUCAGGGACCUCCUUAGGCUUCUAUACGGUUUUCCGAUCGUCCUGCCGGGGAGACGACAUCCAGAUACACUCAAAAUUGUGGCCGGCCCCAUGCGAUUGGCAGCGAAGUACGAGAUGGACGGUAUUUUGAACCAGCUGGCUCCUAUUCUUGAGCGAGACUGGCCAAGCAAGUACGAAGACUGGAUGCAUGCCGAAAAGGAGUUCGAGCAGGAUUACUAUGAUAGGCAUCCUGAUGAAAUACUCACUGGUAUGACUGUGGACGAAUACCAAGACCCAGCGGCAGCUGUCCAGCUGGCGCAGCAGACUCGUCUUCUCUCUAUUCUUCCCGCUGCCUUCUACGACCUCAGUCGAAUUUAUCUCCGCACGCCAGCUAUUAGAAAACCUGACGGGUUCUUUCCACGAUGCGCCAACACCAGACUUUUGUCACGCGACGAUCUUGAACGCCUCGCUGUUGGCCGCGAACGCAUCGCGAAAUACGCGGCAUAUCAGCUCGGUCAGAAUGUAUGGGGAGAGCUCAUCACGGGUGAUGCUCUGCAGCUCAAGGGCAGGUGCUCAAAAACGGACCGCACGUGUCUGGCAUACAUAUCGAGCUGGUUGCGCACGAAGCUCGCAGGUUCAGACGCAAUGCAUAUUUUAUCGAGUGAUCCUAUGAUAAGCCUAGACCGUAUGGCUCAGCAAUUGGAAGCGGACAACCACAGCAGCGAAUAUCUCUCCCCUACUUGUCACACCUGCAGAUCCUGGUUUGCUCAUCUGAUGCGGAAAGAAGCGAAGACGUUAUGGGAUAAGCUACCGGAAAUUUUUGAGUUGGACUCCCUGACGUCAUGAUCGCUCCAUCAACUACGAAUACUGGUGUGUAU